Messenger RNA from Closterium sp. NIES-67, 1262 nucleotides. The record is from the annotation of a GenBank genome assembly. Lineage: Eukaryota; Viridiplantae; Streptophyta; Zygnematophyceae; Desmidiales; Closteriaceae.
UAACGUAGACCCGUUUCUUGAAACGCAUGCGCCUAUUCCUUCGCUUAACAACACCCACUCCAAACACUUCAGUUGACAUCGUGUGCAGUAGAGUAACACACUAGGUUCUUGCCUCUUUGAAAGUCAACUGCGCGUCCCUCGACUCGGAGUACACUUCAAAACUUCUGAAUUCAAGUAACGCGGCGCUAAGAAAAAAACUCGUCAGCCAUGGAUCAGAUGCUCGGAUGCCUCCAGGUGGACCAAUCAACGGUCGCGAUGAUCGAGCAUUUCGGGCGGUUCGUGCGCGCGCUCGACCCGGGCUGCUACUGCGUCCCGUGGUGCUGCUGCUACCGCACCGCGGGGCUCAUGAGCCUUCGCAUUAACCAACUCGACGUGCGCUGCGAGACUAAAACGAAGGACAACGUGUUUGUGACAGUGGUCGCGUCGAUUCAGUACCAGGCCAUUCGCGAGCAGGUCGAGGACGCGUUCUACCGCCUCGCGGACCCUCAAGCUCAAAUCCGUUCCUACGUCUUCGACGUUGUGCGCAGCAGCGUGCCCAAGAUGGAGCUCGACGAGGUGUUUAUAUCGAAGAACGAGAUCGCGCAGAACGUGGAGAAGGAGCUCGAGAAGGCCAUGCACGACUAUGGCUACCGCAUCGUGCAGACGCUCAUCGUGGACGUGGAGCCGGACGAGCGAGUUAAGGUCGCCAUGAACGAGAUCAACGCAGCCCAGCGCAUCAGGCAGGCGACUCAGGAGAAGGCGGAGGCGGAGAAGAUUCUGCAGGUCAAGAAGGCGGAGGGCGACGCCGAGGCUAAGUACCUCGCUGGCGUGGGUGUGGCUCGGCAGAGACAGGCCAUAGUGGAUGGGCUGCGGGAGAGCGUGAUGGGGUUUUCCUCGCAGGUUCCUGGAACCAGCGCCAAGGACGUGCUGGAUAUGGUGAUGUUAACGCAGUAUUUCGACACAAUGAGAGACAUUGGAGCCAACAACAAGUCAUCGACAAUCUUUAUCCCACAUGGUCCCGGGAAUGUGGGUGAUAUUUCCGCACAAAUCAGGGAUGGCCUCACUCAAAGCAUAGUGGCGUCUAAGAAUAUGUAGUCUAGGCAAUAACGAUUCGACCGUUAGCAGGUACGCUAUAUGGAAUGAUGUUUAUAUUGUGGGCUGAUUUUGUGGGUUUGUGGAAUAAGAUUAGGGACCACUUUUUAGGUGGUGUAGCAUUUUCGUUGUUGGCUCUCUGUGUAUGUUAGUCCUCGCUACUGCAUCUUCAAACGCAAAAUGCUGUGUAA